UAGAUGGCAGCACCAUUAUGGAAUCAUUCGCCUUUAUGUCAGAUCGGAAUCAUAACCUCAUUUUUCCUUUUUAAUUAAGUAAACAAUGAACACAACAAAAUUAUUAACUUUUAGAGCACCUGCGGUGUCUCUAGUACAAAUUUGUGGCUUCAAAAACUUCAAAGCACCUCCAAACUAUGACCACAUCCAACUUCCUGAAAGACCCAAACUCAGGUUUAUCGAUAAACUGCCCAAUCUACCACCCAGCAUAAGACCUCCCAAAAUGCAAAAACGUCUCAGAUACAUGAGAGGACCGGAAGAUGUGCACAAUUUCCUCAUGCAUCAGCAAUUUGGAAUUAUUGCACUGGGUGGUGGAAGGCUUAAAUGGGGCCACUUUGAAAUGAUGCGGUUAACUAUUGGUAGAAAAAUGGACACAAGUAGAAUGUUUGCUUCUUGGAGAAUUGACUCUCCAUGGCAGCCUGUCACUAAAAGGGGCCAAGGCCAGAGGCUCGGUGGUGGAAAAGGGGCUAUAGAUCAUUAUGUAACACCAAUCAAAGCUGGAAGAGUAAUAGUUGAAAUAGGUGGUAAAUGUGAAUUUAAAGAAGUUGAAGAAUUCCUUACGGAUAUUGCCAACAAGUUACCUUUCAAAGCUAUGGCAGUGUCUCAGAAAAUGAUGGAAAAAAUGAGGGAGGAUGAAAAAUGGCGGGAAGAAAACAAUCAGAAUCCUUACACGAUGAAAUAUUUGAUACAGAAUAAUAUGGGAGGUUGUCAGAGGUGGGUGUCGCCUUGGGAUUUGAAAUAUUUUUGUAAAUAUGUUUAAAUGGGCAAUAAAAGUUGUUUGAUUAUUUAAAUGAGACAAAUUUUUCAAGUCUGUUGUUUGUAGAAACUACUUAACUUUCC
This is a messenger RNA of Ceutorhynchus assimilis (cabbage seed weevil), 879 nucleotides long. The record is from the annotation of a GenBank genome assembly. Lineage: Eukaryota; Metazoa; Arthropoda; Insecta; Coleoptera; Curculionidae.